Diabrotica virgifera virgifera (western corn rootworm) is the source of this 1802-nucleotide messenger RNA. RefSeq lists its product as uncharacterized. The record is from RefSeq and is a predicted model, not a curated record. Bases 1 to 1749 code for a protein of 582 amino acids. The transcript has 5 exons. Lineage: Eukaryota; Metazoa; Arthropoda; Insecta; Coleoptera; Chrysomelidae. Gene Ontology annotation, biological process: cilium organization. Gene Ontology annotation, cellular component: ciliary basal body.
AUGCAAUAUGAACCGACUUUUAAACCCAAAGUACUAAAGAAUUGGGAGGUGCCUAAAUUAAAUGUUGACAAACCUCGAAGAAGAAGUGGAAAAACAAAAAUUAUUGCUAACGAUAGGGGUCAUUUAUUGCCAGAGAUACAUAAGACUAAUAAUAACCCUUGGGGAAAUUUUGUAGGAACUUGGCGACUACCAAAGAAGGUCGACAAGAAAACAGCUUUUCAGAUAAAUGGUUUAUUAAACAAGGAACAAGAACAAGAUAAAAAUAUACACAAGCCAACAGAUACACAAAGUCCACUUUUUGAAAUUGGGGAUAAGGAUGAAAACAAAGAAAAUGCCGUUGAACAAAUUGCUGAAGCCGUACCCUACGUACCAGGAGAUCUCACAGAUAAAGAACACCAACACCCUACUUAUGAAAAAUUAUCCAAAAACCGCUUUCCUACAGAACAACCCUUGUUAAACGGUUUUCCAAGAAUACGAGAUGAUUUUUCUAAAUUACCAGAAGUAAAACAAGACGUUAAUAAAGAAGUUGAAGAAUUCUAUGCUACUCACAAACAAAUGGUACAAACGCAUCCAUCUUACAGUAGUCCCUUGCCUAAAAAGGAAAGGAUACUGUCUCCCAUAAUUGCUGCAAUAUCAAAUUUCAACCUGGCGAAAAAACUUCAUAAGGAAAACCUGGAGCAUAAUCCGCUGCCAGAUACUCUCACCGAUGCUAUUUACAGGAAAAUGCUACUGCAUAGGCAGGGAAAGGAUUAUGAAGGAAAGGAACAUUUUGCUACAGGCGUUGGUUGGAAGGGUUAUCCAGGUUACGGACCAACGAGGUGCACCAAACUCAAAGUAUAUCGUCCAAAAACAUCAGGAUCUCCAAAAGAUGAAACCAUUUGCAGCUUUGACAGAAAAUGGCGAUUUAUUCGGCAAUCUAAAGUCACGCCCAUGGACUUGGCAAUAUGCUGGGAUCUGACUCCAGAGGAUCCUAAAGACGAGCCCGAUAGACCUAAACAUAUUGACGGUUCAAACGGUUCAGCAGCUCCUGCUGUUUUUAGUCUUGUUCAUACUCCUAAAGAAGAAGAUGUUGACGUCAAAUGCGACGGUUUACAUUGCGGCACCCUUUUUGAACACAGCAAUAAAGGAAACGAAGAAAAAGAAUAUUUCUUUCAUAGAUCUAAACGUACCCCACCGAGAAGUAUUCACAGUGAUUCUGAAAAGUCUGACGGCAAAAAACGUGCGAAAAGUGCGAUUGAAGUCGACAAGUGCUCUAUAGAUUCUAAACUAUCAAGCUUAAGUGCCAAAUCGAGAGCCAAAAGCGCGUACAAUCUACUUGAAGCCGAUAAUAAUUCAAACACGUCCAAAAACAAUCUGAAUCUUCACCGUAGUACCCCAAAUUUAGAUGAAAUACUCGAAAAAAGACCUAAAAAAUGCAACAAAAUUCAUAAUAAAUUCUGUGUGGCUUGUGAAAUGAAAAAUGUAUCUCUGACAGAAAAACGACCAAAAAGCGAAUAUAAGACGGCGUUUAAAGCUGGCGUUCCCAACAAAAUCGUAAGUAGACCUAUCUACAAUCUCAAAGUUGCUAGACCUAAAGAUCCCUAUAUGGUCAAGAAUUAUGUUAUAGAUAGCUUAGCACCACCUUUUUCUUUCCAGAAGAAGAAGAGAGAGGAUUAUCCUGAACACUGGAGAUUAGCCACUGUUUAUCAGCAUUCCUAUAAACCUAUUUAUGCUAGGAAACGACCAUUUAUGCAAACUGUGUUCAAAUAAAACGUUUUGCUAUAAAGAUAAGAAUUUGCUAAUUUGGAUAGUAAAAAUAAUCC